Rhipicephalus microplus (southern cattle tick) is the source of this 2000-nucleotide messenger RNA. RefSeq names its product MAM and LDL-receptor class A domain-containing protein 1. The record is from RefSeq and is a predicted model, not a curated record. Gene Ontology annotation, cellular component: membrane. Lineage: Eukaryota; Metazoa; Arthropoda; Arachnida; Ixodida; Ixodidae. Gene Ontology annotation, molecular function: protein binding.
GAGUUUACCACAGAUUUGUGUGGCUUGGUGAAUCGGGAUGCCAGUGCGCGUUACGGCUGGAACUGGACGACGGUGCAAGUCGGGAAGAAGAACAAGGACUUCCCUUCCACAGACAGCCGAAUGAACGAACAUGGUGUCUACGCUGUGUAUGCGUUGCUCAAUCCAGAAGCACCUGAGGGCACCACCACAGCUCUGAGUACGCCAAAAAUGGGAGAAGUUGCACACUCUUGUAUCAUAUCAUUUUAUGCAUACGUUCCCUCAAAGAGGGGAGCGCAGCUGAAUUUUGGAGUUCAGUAUCGUCCGGUGAACCGCACAAGGAGAAAUGCUUUAAGGACUCUGGCAACGCUCAGCGCAGCAGAAGGCGCAGGGAAAUGGGUCAAGAUUCAAGUAAAAACAGGAAACUGGAAAGCCGGAGUACGGUUCCUGUACACGGCAAAUUCUACUGGCGUGAGCAUAGACAACCCGGAGUACAAGAUGUGUCACCCGGAUACUCAAAGUGAAGGAUGGGAGGCUGCUCUUCACGUAAGCUGCGACUUUUCGGACUUCAUGAACUGUGGCUGGUUCCCAGAGAACCUUGAGGACGACAUCUGAAUGGCUUCUCCAUACUGAAGAUCCUGGAUAUCCUGGGCUCCCAUGGCGGCCUCCAUACAGCGAACCUCAUAGAGGAGCCUAUCUCUAUAGCAGUGAACACCGCCCCGAAGGUGAGAACUGCGCGAGUUGUUUCCGUCAGAAUGAACCCAACCCCAGACACCGGCCGUUGCUUCUCAUUUUGGUACAACAUCUGGCAUCCAAACAUCGGCACUCUCAAACUUUUACGGCGCGUAGAUAACGCUUCCACCGAUCUGCUGUGGAUGCGUCAAUCACCACAAGGUAAAGAUUGGAAGCAAGGCUGGAUACAGCUCCACUCUGAGGAUCCUCAUCAGCUUGUCUUUGAAGCUUUGUUGAAUCGUGGUACUCCCGGUGUCAUUGCUGUGGACAACUUCGUCCUAAAAGAUGGCCGCUGCGACAACGAAACAUACGGAACGUGUGAUUUUGAAUCCGACACAUGCGGAUGGCAGUUGCACAACUGGGAACGUGUGACAUCGCAACGCGUAAGCCUGCCAGCCACCGAUCACAGCACUCGAUCACCUUCAGGAUACUUCGCCCUGGCAAAAGCUCCCGGUGGCCGCAUGGUCAGCCCCCUGAAAUGGUAUGACGCCGCCAAGCACAGGUGUCUCCGCUUUUGGUUCUUCAUCUCGGGCACCUCCAGUGAAAGACUGAACGUCACCAGCGUGGUGGAUGAAGAUCAAGAGAAGUCUCUUUGGUAUAGCGCCGCAUCUGAGGCUUCGAUACAGCAGUGGUUCUCAGCCUCGGUUAACCUGCCUGCUCAAGAAAAAACGCCCAUGGUCGUAUUCGACGCAGCAACUUCUGGCAAUCCCGGCAGUGCAGUAGCUGUGGACGAUAUCAGCCUGGGCCACACACCGUGUCCUCCACCGGGAAGCUGCUCCUUCGACGAAGACACCUGCAACUGGUACAAUGCAGGAGAGCUCACAAAUGCGCAGUGGUAUCGACAUCGAGGUGCCACGGUUUAUAAUUCGACUGGUGUUCAGCUGGAUCACACGCUAGGUUCAAAAGAUGGAUACUACCUUCUUCUAGAUGCCGAAGACACGUCAGCAAGAUCACUUGGAAGUAUGCAGAGUGAGGCUCUCACCUUAAGCCCUGCUGUGUGCUUUCGACUCUACUACGUCAUGAGGAAGAACUCGGAAGCAUCGUUGAGCGUUGGGUUUCUUGAUGAGCAUCACUACUUGGACGGGCGCGCAACGACAGUGAAAGCCACCACGCCGAGCCAGUGGACUUUACUCCAAGUGGAAAGAACUGAGCUCCCUCCCAAAUUCACAAUUAUUAUUACUGGCCGUACUCAACAAGGCAACAGUGACGUGGCAAUUGAUGACAUUGACGUGCGUUCUGGCAGGUGUGAGACAGCCCCGCCUGAAGCAGAAGCCUCCACGCCCCGUACGUAG